AUGUCUAAGAAACGAGAAGAUCCGCCGCCAGCUUCUUCAAGCGAAGAAGAAGUCUCGGAGACCAGAAGCGGGGAAGAUGACGAGUCUUCCUCGGAGGGAGAGGAUGUUGUAUCCUCACGCAAACCAUCAGCCGUGACGAUGAAGCCAGUAGUUGCUCUGGCCGCCCCAUCGGAGAAGCAGCAAGUUUCUGAUUCCGAAUCUGGAUCGGAUGAAGAAAGUGAUGAUUCCGACUCCGAACCAGAGAAUGUUGAGACGAAGCCUCCUCUAACUCAAUCCAAAGACUCUUCUGUCCUGAAGAAUGAGGUGAGUGAUUCCGAAUCCGAAGCAGAGAAGAAGGAUGACGCUGUGACAAAGCCGACCGUAACACCGUCCAAAGAUUCUGUCUUGAAGAAUCAAGAUUCCAAGAAGGUGAAAAGCUCGGAGAACUCUGUGGCAAAGCGUGCUCGUGAGACAGAUGAAGGAGUUUCAUCGGAUGUGAAGAAGGUCAAGAAGGUUGUCUCAGCCUCUCCCUCAGGGGAAGAAGAGAAGAAGAAAUCUUGUUUCCAACGAGUUUGGACUGAUAAUGAUGAGAUUGCGGUUCUACAAGGUCUUCUUGAUUUCAGAAAGGAUACUGGGGUAAGUCCUUAUGAUAAUACAAAUACGGUUUAUCAGCUCGUGAAGAAAAAUAUUAGCUUUGAUGUUAGUAAGGUUCAGUUCAUGGAAAAACUUAGGAGUUUAAAGAAGAAGUAUGAGAACAAUCUUGGUAAAGCCGCCAAGAAUGGUGAUGAUCCUACAUUUGCCAAACCUCAUGAUCGCAAGGCUUUUGAGUUGUCUAAGCUUGCUUGGGGAGCUAUUGAAAAGGCUAUUGAAUCAGCUGUGAAAUCUAAUGGGAAGUCGAAGCAAGUUGCUUGUGUGAAGCAUGAGCAUGAUUCUUCUUUGGUCAAUGCUAUAAACUGUCAAGAUCUUAGUGCCAAGUCUUCUUCUCUUGUUAGAACGCUAACACGUUUUGGUGUUGAUGAACUUGCUGCUCAACAAGGACUGGAUAGGCUUACCUCAGAAGAUAAGAAGAGUCUCGAGGAGCAGUGGAAGGCUUUGCAGGUUAGGGAAUUUGACUUCUAUUCGCAGAAGACCGGGUUUGUUCAUCAAGUGCUAGCAAAGAUGGCUGAAGCAUUUCGAUCAAACGCUUAAUUUAUUUUUUGGUUCUGUCUUUUUUUUGCCUUGAACUCUAUUUUAGUUUCUAUUAACUCUUGAAAGAGUUUAU
Capsella rubella is the source of this 1240-nucleotide messenger RNA. Its product is annotated as probable transcription factor At1g11510. The record is from RefSeq and is a predicted model, not a curated record. Gene Ontology annotation, cellular component: nucleus. Gene Ontology annotation, biological process: regulation of DNA-templated transcription. The transcript has a single exon. Bases 1 to 1167 code for a protein of 388 amino acids. Lineage: Eukaryota; Viridiplantae; Streptophyta; Magnoliopsida; Brassicales; Brassicaceae.